This is a messenger RNA of Durio zibethinus, 1402 nucleotides long. RefSeq names its product xyloglucan endotransglucosylase/hydrolase protein 9-like. Gene Ontology annotation, biological process: cell wall biogenesis; xyloglucan metabolic process. NCBI's taxonomy places the organism in Eukaryota, Viridiplantae, Streptophyta, Magnoliopsida, Malvales, Malvaceae. The record is from RefSeq and is a predicted model, not a curated record. Gene Ontology annotation, cellular component: cell wall; apoplast. Gene Ontology annotation, molecular function: hydrolase activity, hydrolyzing O-glycosyl compounds; xyloglucan:xyloglucosyl transferase activity.
CCCAAACUGACCAUGGAUCGGCUUUGAAUAUUUUUCUUUUCUUACCCACCUCCGAUAAUAAUAUAGCACGAUGGGCCUUGAUGUGGACAAAACAAAAAAAUGAAGAGGGAAAACACUUUUCGAUUUAAGAAUGAUUAUUGUACAAUUAGGGAGAUAUUCGUUUUCUUUUCUUGGCUAAGUACUUUUGCAAAUCAACAUGAUAUUUGGCUUUUUUGGAAUGCUAAAUUUACACCAUUAUAGUGCGGUUACCAGUAAGAAAGUUGAUGACAACUCAUUUUAUUCUCUCAUUUACUAAGCGAACAGCUUAUGGAUUCUCCCACUCCGGUUAGUGGCGCCGCUCCAAAGUGGCCACUGAUGUGGCCAUGAAAUCGUUCCCCACAAUCAUUCACUUUCUGAUGAAAUAAUUAAUCCUUGUCAAUUGGUCAGACUCACAUGGGUCCAAUGAGCAACUGUGGGCUAUAUAAUAUGCCUUUGUCUCAUUCCUUUGAGUUGAGCUUUUGGAUUGCGAGUUGUUGUCAAAAUCCUUAGCUAAAUAUGCCUUCAAAUUCUAUGCUUGCAAUAGCAACAUUCCUACUGAGAUUUCUGGCUGUGAAUUUAGACUUGGCCAUGUGUGCUAACUUCAGUGAAGUCUUCCAGUACAACUGGGCUCCUGAUCACAUUAUCUCUGAAGGAGAUCAGACCAAGUUAACUCUGGACAAUAUUUCUGGUUGUGGAUUUGAGUCUAGGAAGAAGUAUUUGUUUGGACAAGCUAGUGUGCAAAUCAAACUAAUUGAAGGAGACUCGGCUGGAACUGUGACUGCUUUCUAUAUGGCAUCAGAGGGGCCUAGUCAUGACGAACUGGACUUUGAAUUUCUUGGCAAUGUAUCCGGAGAGCCUUACCUUGUUCAAACUAAUGUUUAUGUCAAUGGCACUGGCAAUCGAGAGCAGAGGCAUUCUCUUUGGUUUGAUCCCACACUUGAUUUCCAUACAUACUCUUUUUUCUGGAAUCGCCGCACUAUCGUGUUUCUUGUUGAUGGAAUUCCCAUACGGGUUUUCACCAACAAAGAAGAAAAUGGGGUGCUCUUUCCAAAAAGUCAACCUAUGAGCAUCCGAGGGUCAGUGUGGAAUGCCGAUGAUUGGGCUACGCAAGGAGGGAGGGUGAAGACCAACUGGAGCUAUGCUCCCUUCGUCUCAACCUUUCGGUCUUUCAUUAUUGAUGCAUGUGAAUUGUCGCCAGAAACAGACGAUUCUACGGGCAAAUGUGGCAAAUUAGGACAGUUCUGGUGGGACAAGCCAUCUUUCAGUGGGCUAAACAGGCACGGGAGCCACCAACUUGAAUGGGUUCGUCGAAAACAUUUGGUAUAUGACUAUUGCAAAGACACAGCAAGAUUCACUGAGUUACCAAGGGAGUGUAUCAGUUAAA